CAGGACUGUCAGAAAUGUUGACGCUGGUCAGAGAUGUGAAAAACCGUGGAGGCUGAGCUCGGAGAGACUGAGACCAUGAGAAAGAAGUCCCACAUCACCCACACUGAUCUCACUCUGACCUAUUAGUCAGUAUGCUUCCCUGUGGUUCACAUGCAGGCAGCAGACCAGCUACAAACACAACUACAUCAGGAGGUGCACACAAGCAUCACUUUGUGUACAGUACAAUGGACUGGUCCAACAAUCAUACUCUCACACAUGAACACCAGGCCACAUACUGUAUGGCUAUGUAGUAUACUGUAACAGCUUAACUUCCCCUGGCAUGUACAGUAUCACAUCUCUAAUUUCAUGAAAACCACUUAUGCAUGUACUGAGAUGUCGGUUUACUUUACCUCACAUCUGACAGGAAUCACUUACAUGAGUCCACUCAGCUCGCUGUGGCUGAAGUGUAAACACGGGAUAGCAAUGAUGAUGUGAUGCAGAGAACAUGUUCUCCAUCACUAGCUUUCUGUGUUCCUUCUAUAGGCUUGGUCCAGCUGAGAUUAGGCAGCUGUUAGCAAGACACAUUUAUUCAUGUCAUAUACAUUUAGUCAGUACAGAAGUAUUACCAUUUAUCUGUACAUAUACUCCUCUCAAUAUAACACCUCAUUCUAUUUGAAUUGUGAGUGGUGAAUGUGGGCCUUCCUGUUUUUACAAGAAGUCCUCUGUGCAUUAGCAUUGUUCAAGCCAUGCGGAAGUGUCGUCCUCUCUAUCUCUCUCUGUGUGGUAGAAGUUGUCAAAACGCGACAACCCGGCUGCUGUUUGAGUGUAGAAACAGGAAGCGCGUGUGUGUGACAGGGACCAUCUGCCCGCUAUUUCUCCUCCCUGCCUCUGAUGAUAACCUCUGUAUCGGCUGUCAGACGACUCUGUGGGAGGAGAGAGGAGAGAGCGAGGGCCAGAAGAGCAUGCUCCAGCUCAAACUCCAGCAGAGACGGACCCGUGAGGAGCUGGUCAGUCAGGGGAUCAUGCCACCACUGAAAAGUCCAGCUGCCUUCCACGAACAGAGACGAAGUUUAGAGCGAGCGCGGACUGAAGACUACCUAAAGAGGAAGAUCCGAAGUCGGCCGGAGAGGUCGGAGCUGGUCAGGAUGCACAUUCUGGAGGAUCACGUGCCUGAUGGUUGUUGGCUGGCUAACCCGCUGUGUGCUGUGUGUUCAGAGACGUCGGUGGAACCCUCCCUCCAGGCCAAACAACUGCAGCUGAAGAGGGCCCGUCUGGCUGACGACCUCAACGACAAGAUCUCCCACAGGCCUGGCCCCAUGGAGCUCAUUCACAAGAACAUCCUGCCUGUGCACAGCAGCAUCAAACAGGCCAUCAUAGAGACAGACUUCCCCAAGGUUGCUGGGGAGAUAUCCUCCUUUGAUGAGGACAGUAGUGAUACUCUCUCUCCUGAGCAGCCCAUUGGUCAGGAGUCUCCGCUGGGCCACGGCCCUCUGCCCUCUCCCCCCGACGUCCUAGCUUGCAACAGCACCCCCACACAGUUUCUCACUCAGGUUCCUCCACCACCCCCUCCUCUUCCUCCCUUCUAUGGGCCCUGCCAACCAGUGAAGUUGAGCAAUGGGACAGCAGUUCUGAGAACCGCCCCUGCACUGAUCAAGUCCCAGCCAAAGCCCACCUCAGAGCGCCCCCCUCAGCGAUCCAAGAAGCCCAAGGACAACAAGCCCAAGGUGAGGAAGCUGAAGUACCACCAGUACAUCCCUCCGGACCAGAAGGCCGACCACGAGCCGCCCCCUCAGCUGGACUCCACCUACGCCAAGAUCCUCCACCAGCAGCAGCUCUUCCUCCAGCUGCAGAUCCUCAACCAGCAGCAGCAACACUACAACUACCACACCAUCCUUCCUGCACCACCCAAACCACUAACAGAUCAACCACCUCCCACCAAUGGCCCCUCUCCUUCUCCGGCCGUGCCCGCCUCCUCGACAUCCUCCUCCAGUCAAAGUGCACCAAGCCGGCAGAAUGUCACACAUGUGGGAGGGGCCACACCAGGUUCUUUGCCUCCUAACCUGGACGACCUGAAGGUGGCUGAACUGAAGCAUGAGCUCAAACUGCGGAGCUUGCCUGUAUCAGGCACCAAGAAUGACCUCAUCGAGCGGUUGAGGAACUACCAGGCUCAGCAGAACAGUCGGGGUGGUGGUAGUGCAACAACUACAACAGCAGGGGGUGCCACAGGGUCUGGGGCCGGAGCUUCCAAAACCAACCACCCAACACAACAAAAACAACUACUAAAACAGCAGCAACAACAACUUUCCCAACACCAGGCCCUGUCGUCUGUGGUCCACCAAUCAGGAGAAGCAGGUGUGGUAACCUUGGCAACCUUCCCGUUCAUGACCACUGCUCCACAGCAGAUCAUGCACUUUGGCAGCACUAGCUCCUCCCCACCAGUCUCUCCUGCCCCCUCGGACCGCUCGCUAGCUGGGAUGAGUCCAGAUGAGACGAGCUGUAAUGGAGACUCAUUUGGGGAGAUGGUAAGCUCUCCCCUCACCCAGCUAAGCCUCCAUCCCUCCCCACAGCACCGUGGCACUAUCAAAGAGGAGUUGAGUGGCUCGGCCCCAACAGCCUGCCAAUUCUCCAUGGCUGCUCUGCAGAAACGCCUGCAAGUAGCACCCCCGUCUGUGAACAAGGACCAGAUGCUGCAGGAGAAGGACAAGCAGAUCGAGGCGCUGACGUGCAUGCUAAGACAGAAACAGCGGCUGGUGGAGACCCUGCGCGUCCAGCUGGAACAGGGCAAGAGAGGGGGCCGGGACGCCCCCCCAGAACCCCUGGGCCUUGUCAGGGUGAAGGAAGAGCCCCCAGACAUCCCCAGCAUCCCCUCCACAUUUUGCCCCAUUGCCCGCUCCCCGACUCCUUCCCAGUGCCACAUGGAGGUCACCAAGAUGACCAUCAAGCAGGAGGUCGGGGAUGUGGAAGAGGCCGUGGAGCUGUCCUUGGAAGCCCCACCUCAGCAGGUGCAGUUGGAGAAGAUCCAGGCACAGCAGCUGGAGCAGCUGAAGGUGCAGCAGACGCAGCAGAUCAAUGCGCUGCAGCUGGCACAGCAGCAGGCCUUGCAGCAGCUGCUCCUACAGCAGAACCAGCAGAAUCUGCAGAAACACCGCUCACAGCAGAGAAAGAAGAAGUCCCACAAGCAACAGCUCAAGCAGCAGCAGCAACAGCUACUGUCCCAACAACAACAGCAGAUACAAUCAAAGAACCAACAGCUGUUACAGUCAAAGCAUCAACAACAGCAGAUAUUGCAGGCACAACAACAACCACAGCAGAUAUUGCAGGCACAACAACAACAACAGCAGCUGAAGUCACAACAGGUGUCUCAGAUGUUCCUCAAUCAGCAGUCACGCUCCACCACUUCCUUCCCCUUGGAUCUCCUCAAGACACACUCCACACCUACCCUGGUGACAGACAGCAACGGCAACCAUUUCCUCAUCGCACUAACCAAUCACUGUGCCGAGAGCCAAGGGAGUGAUAUGCCACAAGGCACUCCACAGGGCAAAACAUCCAAUCGCAUCAUACUGCAGAGACUGCAGUCAACUCCCACCAAGCUGCCCAGCCAAUCCCCUCUUCAGUUGUCCAGCAGUGACACCCAAUCAAAACCGAAAACUCAACCAGGCCUCGUGAAACAGCCAACCAGAAAGGGACAGAAGGCGGGGCUGCAGAUGUCAACCAAUCACUCCCCAGGGGUCGCUCUCUCCUUCUCUGCCCCGCCCAAUCUCCAGCCUUUCUUCCCCAAUGAUGACUCCUCCCCUUCUGAAAAAGACACCUCCCCCUCUCCUCCAGCUCAAACGGAGGAUUUGAGUCCAGGUCUUGACCAUGAACCCCUGUUCAGCCCUCCUUCUCCCAAACAGACGCCCUCCCCUAACCCACCGGAUGACAAGGAUAAUGGAUCCACCCAGCAUAUGGACGACCUCUUCGACAUCCUGAUUCAGACAGGAGAAAUCUCAGCCACCUUCAAACCAGCGCCCGACCCUUCCCUGGCACGACUGCGCCCCAACACCCCUUCCCCUUCCCACUCUCAGGCCCCCUCCCCUCUCCAGCUGCAACUCCACUUCUCGCCCUCCACCCCUCCCGAACCCGAGACCCCCCAGCCAGGCCAAGGGGAGGAGGAGGAGCUGCAGGCGCCAGCCACCGAUGAUCAGGACGUAAGCAACACAGGAAGUGGACGUCUGGAGGACUUCCUGGAGAGCACCACGGGCAAACCCCUCCUGGGGGUGGAGCCUGGCGGGCCCCUGACCCUGAUUGACGACCUUCACAAUCAAAUGCUAAGCACCCCCAGCAUCCUGGACCACACAUCCUCGCCCAUGGACACCUAUGAGCUGUCGGGCUACACAGCCAACCCCCCUGGCCUGGACUUCGGAGACCAUGCCCUGGACAGCAUGGAUUGGCUGGAUAUCACCAUGGGAGGGGCGAGCAACGAGAUUGCAGGGCUCGCCCCACUGGGUCCCCUGGGCCCCCACACUCCCCCCAGCGUCUUCUCAGCAGACUUUCUGGACAGUUCAGACCUGCAGCUCCACUGGGACUCCUGCUUAUAGCCCUGGACAGUUUUAGUGUCAUCCACACGGCAGGAUGCUGAUGUUACGUUGUCAAACUCUUUCUCUCUUUUCUCAACGUACGGUACAACGACUCAAAAACACACGGGCUCUACUGCACGCUGAACUCAGUCCCUCUUACUGAAUAACACUUUGAUAGAUUUCUUAUGUAUACCCAUACGUUCUAUAAGGCAGGCCCUCUUACACACGUAGCUCAUACAGUAAUACCUUUGUUAACAAACCCUGCGGACUGUAGUUGAUGAUGCUCCUUCAUCUGAGCCAGUCAGCAGCUUACCGUAGCCACCCAUCUAGACUAUUGUCUACGUUUAUUAUUGCCCUUAGUAGUAUUAGUAAUAGUAUGGCGAUAUUGUAACAAUGUUGAACCAGUAAUGUGAGAACAAGACGAUAAUCACAUCUGUCUAGCAGCUUUAGGGUAAAAAAAAAAAAAAAAAAAAA
Messenger RNA from Oncorhynchus mykiss (rainbow trout), 5009 nucleotides. RefSeq names its product myocardin-related transcription factor A. Gene Ontology annotation, molecular function: transcription coactivator activity. Gene Ontology annotation, cellular component: nucleus. The record is from RefSeq and is a predicted model, not a curated record. Lineage: Eukaryota; Metazoa; Chordata; Actinopteri; Salmoniformes; Salmonidae. Gene Ontology annotation, biological process: positive regulation of transcription by RNA polymerase II; smooth muscle cell differentiation.